UGGUUCGCAAUUUUCAUUUUUGUAAUGUCGAAAGUUGAAACUUAGAAAAUCAAAAGGCCGAUAUUUGAGGAGGUUUAUUGUGUGAACUUUCCACGACUUAAGAUAAUGUAAAAUUUAUGUUAAAUUUUUUGUCGACACUUGAAAGUUAAUACUGACAUGGAUCCAAACAUCUAUGCCUUGGUUCUGGAUACCCUCAAUAGGGCCACAAGUCAAAAUACAGAUGUGUUGAAACCAGCUGAAAAAAAGCUAGAAGAAUGGGAGAUAGAGCCGGGAUUUUAUUCAGUGCUUUUAAAUGUCAUGUCAAAUCAUUCAGUUGAUGUGAAUGUCCGUUGGCUAGCUGUCAUGUGCUUCAAGAAUGGUGUGGAUAGAUACUGGCGGCGCAAUGCUCCUCAUGCAAUAAGUGAUGAUGAAAAAAUCAAACUAAGACAAGGUCUGCUCACAUCUAGUGUGUUAAGUGAGCCAGUCACUCAGAUAGCCACACAGGAAGCCGUGCUUAUUUCUAAAAUUGCCAGGUUUGACUGUCCCAAUAACUGGCCUAAUUUGGUACCCGACCUGUUGGGAGCACUAAAGGCAUCACAGCCUCUAGUGCAGCAUCGUUCUCUGUUAAUAUUUCACCAUGUCGUCAAAGAACUUGCGUCUAAAAGGCUUUUUGGAGAUAGAAGAACAUUUCAAGGGCUUACCGAAACGGUAUACGGAUUUAUAUUAGGCCUCUGGCACGAGAACACAGAGCUAUUUAUCAGGCACAUUCAGGAAGGUGCCGCGACCGAAUUAAUUACGGAACACUUAGAAAAAGCCCUCCUAUGCCUGCGUAUACUUAGAAAACUGACUGUAUUCGGUUUCAAGAAAGCCAACUUGAGUCAGGAUGCUGUAGCUUUUUUAAAUGUCGUCUUUGACAGAGCUAAGAUGAGUUUAGAAUGCAGAAAACUUUUGAAAGGAAGAGGCAUUUAUCCAUUGGAAUUAUGUGAGAAGUUCAUUAUACACUUAACAAAAGUAGCACUUGGAGUGCUUUCAAACCAUCCAUUUGCAUAUGUGCCACUGAUACGGCCUUCUCUAGAGUUCGCUCUAUACUAUUGUUUCAUGGAACAAGGCAUGUCUUUGACAUAUGAAAGGUUUACAAUUCAGUGUCUCAAUAUUAUAAAAGGGAUCUUGCACUGUAGAGAGUUCAAAGUACCGAAUUUGCCACAGUCAGAGAUUAAGGAGCCAAUGACAUUUCAAGCGCAUCGAAUCAAAUCAGAAGUCCUGACGGACACGACAGUGUGCCAUAUGUGCAGACAUCUUGUUACACACUACUUCCUGCUCAGUUCUGAUGACCUGGCGAUGUGGGACGCAGAGCCUGAGAGCUUUGCCACGGAUAAGGCGGGUGAGACGUGGAAGUAUAGUCUUAGGACGUGCACCAAGGCGGUAUUCAAGGAACUGUUACAAGAGCGCAGCGCCCUCUUGCGACCUGAGCUGGUGCGACUGCUAGCCUCACUGCAGGAAACGCCUGUCCUGCCAGAAGAUUUGCCCGCUAUAUUGAAGAAGGAUGCUAUAUACAACGCCGUGGGUCUGGCUGCCUUUGAACUGUUUGAUGAGGUAGAUUUUGACGAAUGGUUUACUAACGUAUUGAGCCGGGAGUUGAAGAUUCGAGACAACAAUUACAGAAUUAUCAGGCGAAGAGUAUGUCUGCUCAUUGAUCAGUGGUGCGAUGUUCGCGCGGCGAAGACGCUGUUCCCGGCGAUGUACGAAGCUUUGCUUGAACCACUCAGUCGACCAGACGAGGACGCGGCGGUGAAGCUAGCCGCGGCUGAAGCUUUACGCAGCACUAUCGAUGCGUACAAUUUCGAUGUCGAACAGUUCGCGCCCUACGCACAUCAUGCACUAGUAGCGCUUUAUGAUCUCCUGGUGGAGUCUGAGGAGUGCGACACUAAGAUGCACGUACUGCACGUGAUAUCGUACGUGAUGGCGCAGUGCGGGAAUUUGGUGGGACGGACCGGAGGCGGCACCAGCGCGCUGUUCGCAUACCUGCCGCAGCUGUGGCAGCAUGCCGCCUCGCACCACAUGCUGCGAGCUGCGGCCCUGGCCGCUGUGGUGCACGUAGUCAAGGCAGUCGGUGAAUGUGCGGACACAAUCAGGCCGUGGAUCCUGUGCGUCGUGAACGAGGCGACUCGGCUUGACGAGCCGGCGCACGUGUAUCUCCUAGAAGACGCGCUAGAGCUGUGGCUGUGCGUACUCGAAUAUUCACAGGUUGCCGACCCGCAGCUGUUGGAGCUGGCUCAAAAUUUGUAUCCUAUACUAGAACAAUCAACGGAACACCUUCGUAUAGUCAUGUAUAUCAUGCAAGCAUACGCACUCCUAUGUCCUGAGGAGUUCUUCUCAUCACAAGGCGGCAAGUGCAUGGUUCUGCUAGACUCGAUGCUGAGCGACAUGAGAACCGAGGGCAUCAUCACUGUACUGAAGAUGGCAGAGGUGUGCAUCAGCGUGACCUAUCCGGAGAGGAAUCGGUUUUUGGGAGUCGAGGUCAUUUGGCCCAUACUGAAGCGAUCGAUACACUCCCUCCUCGACAGCGAUGACCUGCCAAUGGUGUUCUCUGUGCAGCUGUGUCUUCUGUCUCGAGUGAUACUUCUCUCGUCUGACCUGUUCUACAAGGCAAUAGAGGACGCAGCGAAGAACCUCAGAGAGUACGAUUCGGAUCCGGUUCAAGUGUUGAACAAGUUGCUGCACGUUUGGACCGAAAAGAUGAACAUUGUGACGCAAGUGGUGCGGUGGAAAGUUGUUGGUCUGGGUUUGGUCGCAUUACUGACGACACAGAACGCGACAGUACUGCAACGGUUCCCGGCCAUCCUGCUCAACCUGACCGAGGUCCUCAAUGACGUCAUGAAGUCCGAUGAUACGGGGACUUACGUCGACGGUCUGCUGGACCCAAGCGGGUCGCGGGCGGCGUCCCCGCUGGAGGGUCGCGGCGGGGCGGCGCGGUGGGAGGCGGGCGCCGACGGGGAGGCGGGGGCGGCGGGGGCGGCCGUCAACAGUGCGCACGAGACACGCCGGCGCCGGCUGGCGGCCACGCACCCCGCGCAUGCGCUCGACCUGCGCGCCGUCACUCACCACCAGUUGGAAACGCUGAAGAACCAAGUUGGUCUGGAAACUUACGAGCAACUCAUACAGUCCGUCGAUAAGGAAACCUUGAAACAAAUCAAAGAAUAUAUACCUUUGUAGUUAUAGUGGCAUCCUCGAGAAAUAAAUUACUACAUGGCCUUUCAACUAAUUAAGUCUUCUAGUUGAUAAUGCAUUAUAUUUAUAUAGGAAAUGUAAAAUCGUUUCAAUUGCUUUAUACUCCUAUUUUGAGGAAUAAUCGAUAAAAUAAUGUUGAAACUCCGUGUAAUCGUUUGACAAUAAGCUGAGGGUAGUUCUGAAAAAUUAUGUACUACUUUAGCUUGAUGUAUAAUGAUUUAUUAUUUGGACUGUAAAGUUACACGAGUAAUAACAUACUUUAUAUUGCACCUUGUCGGAAAGUGCCUUUGUAUUUAAAGUCAAAGUCAAAUAAACAUUUAAUUGGGCGUAAACUAAACGCGCGCUCUUGAAUCGUCACUAUUGAUGUGAGAACAGGGCCGAAAGUGCGUCAUUUACUACGUAGAUACAUUGGUAGGUAAUGUUUGCAAUUUUCAUGCAAAUUUAUUGCCCGCAUAUAAAUGCGAAAGAAAAAGUUGUACGAAAAUCCAUUUCUAAAAUGUUUUUUGUCUUAAUGUUGAAUAUUUCAACAGGAUAUUUACACUUUUUAUAUAAACUGUGUGUCAGUAAGGAAAUUAUUUUGCUAUAGCUAGGCGCUAUAUAUAAGCGCGAUUUCCCUACUGGGUUAUAUGUUGUCUCUCGUGCCUACAAACUGCGUUCUCGGUAAUAAUAUACCAUUAAUUAUUUUGAAAAAAUUUUCAACGUUAUCUUAUUUGAUAUCCGUCCGCGGUGACUUUUACAUUUAUAUAGUUAGUUGCAGGAUAGAUACUGUACUUCAUACACUCAAAAAUUAUUUACAUCGCAAAUAUGAUAAAAAAAUUGCGUACAGCUCUUAGCGAAUCAUAUAGCCCUGGUACGAUAGUUUACCUAUUUGGACUUAAUUUUUUUAUGUUAUAAUAUAUAUCGAAGAAGCGUAUGGCUUACUGGAUAUUUCUUCCAGAAUUUCAAUUAAUUCCGACGGCGCGACGACGUUCUCCGAAAGUAAUAAGUUGAGAAGGCUUUUUUCGGAUCUAAUGUUAUGUAAAUACCCGCUAAAAUAAAAUGAUCGAAGUUAAUUCAACUUCUGUGUUUUAAGCUAGCAUCGAGGUAGUCAGUCCUGUUCUAUUUGAAUAAAAAAAAUGAACAUCUAUUUCAAAAGAUUUUAAUCCGGCCGAAUAAAACUUAUUUCGACAAUAAUAAAACUCACGAAGUAGUUUUUAUUACAUUGUAGUACUUGGUGUUUUCUUAAUUUAAAUUGAUUAUUAUCCUAAAGAAGAUUAAUUCUUCUCUACAACAAUAAUCAGUGCUUGUAAUAUAGGUUUGAAAAACAUUUAAAAGUUAUGUCAUAAAAAUACGCUAAAAUUAAACUUAAUCGGAAUCUUAGUAAAGGUUAGUUAUCUCUUUCUAUCUUAUGAUAUUGUGAUAUGACUUCUCUUUCCUACUAUAGCUUUAAAUGUAAAUUGUGUGCGGUGUCGUACAAAAUGUGUUUAUCGUAUUUAGGUUGUCUAAUAUUUAGCAGAUUAAAUAUAUAUUUAGAAUUACGGCUCUAUAUUUUAUUUCGCAAACAAAAAUACUUCUUCUCAAAUGCUAAGUUCCCUGUUAGUGUUUUCAGCCUAGCGAAACACUCGAUUGUAUGAAACGUGCAGUCAUUAACGGAUGACUCGUAUGUGAUCUUGUAAAAAACGAGAUCCACUAUGUUUUAAGUAACUAUUCGUCUUCAAACUUAGCCGGAUUAUACUUCGUGGCCAAUCGCUACACUGUAAUCACUACUAUUUCAAACUUAUAUCAAAUAACUGCACGUUUCAUGCUAAACUAAAUUUAAAUUUUUAUUCAGCCUUUUACGUACCUAUCCUUCCUAUCAUUACACUCUCUUUGUUUUCCUCAAUUUCAGUUGUUUUUUUUUUAUAACUCAACCAUCAAAAUGUUUCUGUGUACAUAGAGUAUAUUAUGUAUUAUCUUAUACAAAAUAUUAUAAUUGUAUUUCAUAUGUAAUAUUCUUUUUAUACUCAAGUAUAAUAAACCUCCAUGAUGCGUUCAGGAACCGCACUUACCACCAUAAAAAUAGUUCUGUAGUACUUACUGUUUUGUCAGAACAAAUUUCUUAUGUGUAAAAAUGUUAAUUUUGCUAAAUAAUAACAUCGAUUUAUCCGAUAUUUAAUAUUUUAAUUAUUUUCAUCAUAUAAUAAUUAAAUUUCAUUCCGAACAUCUCUGAAAAACAAAGAAAUUUGGUUUGACCUCUAUUCUAAUAUCAGUCGAGAUGAAAUGUCAUUUUUGCAAACAAAUUUGACAAAUUUGCACAUAAGUAAGAUAUCAAACGAUAUGAUCUAAGUCCUAAACUUUAUGGCCUUCAUUAUGUAGAGUCAUAUUAACUACUAUUAUAUGUUGCUAUAUCUGAGACUUUUUUGCAAAUAGAUUAUGAUUCGGCUCCAAUAAACUAUUAAAAGUACUUGUUUAAUUGGUACAUCAUCAACCUGUGAACUGGGUGGUUUACACCUAGGUUCGUUGAUACCGACUAUUCCGUGAGUUAUAAUAUAUUUUAAAACUAUUUUAACCAUACAUAACACUACUCCAAUCUUUAUCUUAAUCUGAACAGUACCUAUAGGUUUAUUUAUUGAUACUAUUCAGCUGAUGGGUGAAACCAAACACUCGGUACAUAAUUAUAGGAGAAAAGUUGAAAAAGUGUUCAGCUUAUGUAGUAAAUAACAGUUCAAAAUCCUUCCACAAUAGCGGUGUAGGCACAGGGUAUGGUAUGUGUCACCAACUUAUCUGUGAACUGAUGGGUGUCGCCAUCGUCGUUUCAGUGUUGCUAAUUAAUUCCAAUGUGCACAAAAGUCGGGAAAGUAGAUAUAUUUUAUCGUAUUGUACUAUCGCAAUAAAAGACACGGAACACUCGAAAGUAGUAGACACUGACUGAAUGACAUUUCAACAUGGCGACCGUAGUUCCUAUUUUUGCUACUUCACAGAUAAGUUGGUAUUACUCUAAGUAGCAAAUGUAGAUAUGACUAGUUAAAAUUUUAAUAUCAUUGUCGACUUAAGUAGUGAAUUAUUGAAAAUUUCAACAACUUACGUUGUACAAUAGUACCUACAUUAUUGCAAAGGAUGGGAAAUAGGCAAUUGCAGGUCGAGUAUGAGUUUGAAUAAAUACGAGACUGGCAAAUGCCAUUUUCCGCCGAGGCAUAUAUAGAGCUUUUCUCAAAAGAAUGCAGGGAAAUACAACACACUUUUUUAUAUUGUACAUUAAAGUUGUUAAAUUCCCAUAAUUUUUCAAGUUAAUGCCGUUUUUAACAUGAACUGAACAUUUCAGCAUGGAAUAAAUUGCCCAUAAAGUAGAUAGCUUUUUAGUUAGUUAGUCAAAAAUACUGUUUCGAAGAAAAUGUUCGAUUUUUUCUCGUUUUUCCAACUCAUAAAAUUUUCAUAUACUUUCAUGUAAUUUUCUUUUGACUUCGCUGGAAGCAGGUUUUCCAUUGCCAAUUUGACUUCUGAGGGCCUACCAUCAACUUUUAAUAAGCGUUGCGAAUCUGAUGCAGUUCAGUUUAGGUACCCAAACUGAAUCACUAAAAUUCGUACCAUGAAUUGCCUUUUACUGAAUGGCGUUUGGAUCGCUUAUAAAGAAUGAACGAAAUAAAAUUGUGUUUCGAAACCUAAAAUGAUAUGAUUUUAGCGGUUUUUUUGCGUAGAAAAUACUAAAAAUACAUUUUUAAAAUGCGCAAUUACGUCAAAUUAUAAACCAUUAAGCCCUUUUUUAUACUUAUUAAAUAAUAGUAAUAUAAAUAAAUAUAGUUCUUUGAAUUACAAAUUAAAUGUUUUCAUAUGUGUUUUCGUAAAAAUAACGAGUUAUGAACGCACCUCCAUUGAUGUUCUAUUUGACAGGACCACAGAGUACAUUUUUUUUAAAUCGUUCUUGCGAACAGGCUAUAGCCCGGGCCCUUACUGCCCCGUCUUUAGUAUUUUAAUUUUUGGUAUUUAUUUUCAGUAUUUUGUUUUACAAAGAAGUCCAAUAAAGUAUUCUCAUCUCAUCUUUAAUCAAUAAAAUUUUUCUUUUCUAUGUUUUCACUAUUUUUAAAAGUUAUUAACAACACGAUUCACUUUCCUCUAAGGAAGUAGCAACGUUUUUCAAAUCGGUCACUUUGACAAAUUAGCUAUCCAGUAUAGGUUGAAAUAACACCUCAUGGUACGAUUGAAUGAACGAACUAAAUCAGUUUGCGAUUCAGUUGAUAUCAUUUUUGACAUUCAAUUGACUACAUUGCGAUUUAAUCAGUUGAUUUGACGUCAACCUGAAAUAGAUAGCUCUAAUCUCGUCGUGGUACGAAAUAGCAAAGCAGUUCAUUUUAGGUUGUCAAUUGAAUGGCAAUAAGAGUUCAUGGUAGGCCCCCUGAUCUUAAAUCUGGUAGAGUACAAUCAACCUCCAUUUCAAUCUCAGAACCGUUGGAACACAUUUUAAUUAUUAUUUAAUUUAUAUUUAAUACAUAGGUAUGUAAAUAACAAAUCAAGACGAAUUUUCAGCUUUGCCGCCAAUUUUUUUUAUUAUCUGUGCCGACAGGCAAAAUCAAAGAGGUAUGCCAAGAAUGACAAAAGAGAUCCGAUCAAAGAGUAUUUAAUAACCCCAGCACGCCGUUUCAUACUACAGUGCAGGAGCGUUGUAAUGUUCAAAAUUCAAAAAACGCUCCUGCAAUGGAUUUGAUUUUCCUUGUCCGAAAAUCCGAUACUUCGCGUGUUCUUUUUUCGAAAGUAAUGACAAUAUUUCCAUGCAUGUUUGAGAAAAAUGUAGUAAAUAUAACCAACCUUAAAGAAUUAUAGGGAAACGUAGGUACAUCUAGAGUGAUUAGUAUUAUUUUACAUUUAGAGCUUCUUUUAAGAUCUACCCUGAUGCUUAAGUUAAUUUAACACAUUUUGACGGACACUUUUUCAUAUACACACAUAAUCCUCCUUGCCUCUAUCCUCCAUAAAAUAACGUCAUUCACUGUCAGAAUGCGUCCCAAUUAGGUAUCACGUAAUGCUUGUCCUAUAAAUUAUUUUCUCUUGUUUUCAGUUUUUUUUCUACUAACCUAUAGUUAUAUAUUUAAAUUAGCCAACGGGCAUAUAGCACGACGAAGCUGCAAAGGCGCUUUUUAUACUUUCUCUUUCGUAUUUUUAAUAGAAAAUAUCCACUUAUUUAUAUUGUAUUAACGUUAUUUUUUAAGUAUAUGUACUGAUCUAUUUAAUAUAGCGUCAAGAAAAUUAUGCCUUUAGAUGUACAGUUAAAUCUGCUUUAAAACAAACGCUUUUGCCAUUACACGGCAAUAAAUCUCUGCGAAAUCAUAUUCGUAAAUUUAAAUAUAUUAUAAAUACACAGUUGGUAACAUGUAUAAAUAAUUAUUUAACUAAGAGAUGGCAAGAGUUGUUUUGGAUUGUUCCCAAUUCUAGUUUGUUAAAUACAUUAUAACAAAAUA
This is a messenger RNA of Leptidea sinapis, 8612 nucleotides long. It is a transcript of the gene Impbeta11, whose product is annotated as importin-11. The transcript is spliced from 19 exons. Gene Ontology annotation, cellular component: nuclear envelope; cytosol. Lineage: Eukaryota; Metazoa; Arthropoda; Insecta; Lepidoptera; Pieridae. The record is from RefSeq and is a predicted model, not a curated record. Gene Ontology annotation, biological process: protein import into nucleus. Gene Ontology annotation, molecular function: small GTPase binding. Bases 157 to 3192 code for a protein of 1011 amino acids.